GUCCGUGUAGAGGCCACCUCUCUACAAAAGGGGGGUAUUUUAGUUGAAUCGCGGAAGAGUCCAAAAAUAGUCGUCGGCACGUGAAAAGUCAUCUUUGGGACCUAUCCCAGGGACAUAUUUGUGAAAAAUCCACACCAUUUUCCUUCUUUUUUUUUGAGAGAGACUUUUGGUGUUUUCUCGUGAGCUAAAAGUGCUCCAAAGUGGCUGCGGUGAAGUAUUGUGCGGAUGAAAAGUGUCGCAGAGAGUACAUUUGAGAUGAAAAUUUCUCCAUUUGGGGUGAAAAUCCGCCGUAAGAUGUGAAAGGGAGGAUUUCGUCCUGACAAUUGCGACUAAUUUUCAAACUCUCAUCCACACCCCCGUGCAUCCCCGUCGCACUCCGGUGCUCUUGUGAGAAAUAAAAGGAAAUUGCGGGAUACGAAGAACGAAGCUUUGAGGGUACAAAAAAAAUCUCAAAUGGUGGAAGAUGGUGGUUUUACUGCGGGGAUACAUGUAGUGUGAUUCGUGUAUGGGAGAUUGCAUCCCAUUUAUUGAUUUUCUUCCUGGUGGUACGAGAGUUAUGUGAGCUUUCUGAAGCACCUUCAGAGGGCAUACACGUUCAGUUCCUCGCAACGAAAACUCCGUUUUUUCAUCCAUCCCCCACGUCCUCCCUAAAAUCUUCAUUUCUUUCACUCUCUCUGUGUGGCGUGUAAUGUAAUUGGUCACCCAGAAAAAAAUCCCAUUUAAACCCUAAUGAAGCCCCACGGGGGGUCCUUGGAGGAAUUUCCGUAAUCCAAGUGUGGUGCGAAAAAAUCCACCCCUCAGUGUUUACCCACAGAGAUGCUAUAGGAAAGCACCCCUCCCGAAAAUCCACCCAAAGUUAAUGUAUGGAGGGGUGAUGAGAUGUGAGCAGGUUCAAAAAUGUGAUAUUAAGUAUUCAAUUGGUGAACGAAAAAAAAGUGCGGUGAUUGUCUGCAGAGGGACACGAUGAAAAGGUGAAAGGGCACAGCGAAAGCUCGCCGAGGGAAUCAAAAGUUUUUUUUGUCCUAUCCCAAAGCUAAGGAAGUGUACGUACCAAAGAGGACACCAAGAUGGUUUCAAGUAUGAACAGCUAAACCUCUUUCCAGCCAUAUCGGAAUUGUCUAGGAAUUUGUCGUGGCGUGAGAGAUAGAAGGAAAAAGUGGGAGAAGAUGGAGGAUGAGAAUCACGGGCGAGGCGCCACGGAAUUUCUAACGACGCCAGUCAGCAGACGUGGAAGGUUGCCAGAAAGCUUCUACUCCAGCAUCCACAAAAAGCCGCAUACGAGUAAAGUGAAGAAGAGAAAGAGUAGUGCAGGCCUGGGGGAGACCACCCACUCCCGGUCACAUCGUAGCCAGGAGGAUUUUUCGGUAGAAUACCACCACAACACCUUCCCCAGGCGGAAGAGUGUUGAGUGCACGAAUGAUGGGGGUAGCUCAAUGAGGAAUGGUGAGGGUGAGGUGCGAAUUGGGCAGCAAUACUGGAAGGGUGAGAUUGGGAUUAAGAGUUUCAACUACUACCUCCUCAAGGAGGGUCUCAAGACCACGCGCAAUGGCACGAAGAAGGCACCGCCUGACAGUGAGGUAGCCAGUAGUGGGGUGAAUUCCGAUGGGGCACUCGAACGGAUGCCAAGCUUCCGGCAUGGCGAUGAAAAUGUCUACGAAGAGAUUUACUUGAUGGCCAAGAAUGAGGCAAGAAAGGCUGCACUUGAGUAUCCAGACUGUGAGAUUUGUGCAUCGCAGUGGGAGAGUGAGAAUAAGGAGAAUGAUACGACAAAUGAAUCCCAGGACCAGCAUGUCCUCAAAUUCCAAUCAUACAAUCCCAAUAAUCCCGGCAUUUACAAGACAGAGACCACCCCGGUGGCCUUUCCGUGUGACUACAAUCCCCUAAAGACCAUCAUAGCUCCCUGUGAUGGUCGUGAGUACUCCUCGUGUGAAUCCUUGUUGCGCGAAGAUUCAUCCUUUGGGCGCAGAUCAGCACGCUUCUCCGAUCAAGAGCAUCCACAGAAGAGGCAACAGCGUGGCAGCAUGAAGAGCGUCGAAUCCCUAACAUCAUCCCAACCAUCGUGCCACUGCGGCAGCUCAGACAGUGAUUGCAUGUUCUUCGACUGCCAACCAUGCCCAUACGAUUUGGAGAAGUGCAGCUUCAGCGACAACACUCACUGUCAGGAUUGCGAUGACUACGUGAGGCGUCGCAUGCGCCGCAACAAUACCCAAGAGAUCCACUACCUGCCCAUCAAUCAGAGGCAUGUGAAGAAAAGCGAAUACUGGAGCGGAAGUUUGCCCCAUCUCAAGAGGGAUUCCCUCAAAAAGUCUUCCCAAGUUGGUGUUGAUUGUGGCAGGAAUGAUUGUCGCAUUAGAACGCUGGAUCGAAGGACAACUCGUUCAUCUGAUCAAUUUAAUUUUCUCUCAGCAUACAACUACGGCUAUGGCAUGAUUGAAAAAAAUGCCGCCGAUCGUGGAGCUUUCGUGCCAAAUCAUGCGGCAAAAGUUGCUGCAAAUGCGGACUUUCUUGCAAGGAGUAAAAUGGAAAUUCGAGAAAAGAUCAAUUCAAAGCGGCAUUCACUGAUUGAUGAUCCGGGUGUUAUAAAAAGUGACAUAGAUGGUGGCACGAAGAAGCCAACAACGAUGCGACGAAGGAAGAAAUCAGCAGGUGCCAUACCAAAAAUUGUCCAAGAUGGCUCAAGUUGCCCCGAAGGCGGAAGUAGGAGUGGAAGUCGACGCCCUUCGCAGGAGAAUGUGCAGAAAAUCUCCACGUACGGCUCCCACAGUGACGAUCAAAUUUUCUACAGUGUUAGGGACAGCCAUCAGAAGCGGGAGAAGAGGAAUGUCAGAGAUGGAAGUGGAUCCUCUGUGGCACAGUCAUCGCACAUGAAGUCAUCAGCUACAGUUCAGUCAACUGGACCUACGCAGGAGAAGUCGCGCAAACGCGACGAUGCUGGGAGAGAUGCUGAGAACGCGUCAGAUGUGGGGAGCGGAGCGAAGGCUGGUGAGAGUGGCGGUCGAGGCGGUGGCGCCAACGAAGACAACGAAGCCCCAACAUCGCCACGAGUUCGGCAGGAGGCCAAAGAAAACACAUCGCAGCUGCAAUCAAAUGGAAUCAGUUUCGCGUCGCUUACCGCUGGUGAUACUUCGCACAGUGGCCACCUGCUCAUAAAUCCGGACGCUGCUGACGGCAUUGAAAUCGAUUUUUGCGACUUCCCCCUGCCAAAGACUCCCGAGGGCAAAGGGAAGCCUUUUGUGGAUACCACCACGCACAAUGUGGACAAAGUGAAAGACAUGCACUACCACAAUCCGACCAAGACCUCCACAUACCUCUUUGGGGAGACGACCACGCAGCAGAACGAUAUUUUCCUCAAUAGAUCCGGUUGGGUACAGGUGAAGCAUCGCCCGGAGGUGGAUGAGCAGCAAUUUGCUAGAGCUGGAUCUCGCAAGAAUGACAAUCACAGGAAACUCGAGGAACUUAUUGCACGAAAUGAGGCACGAAAGUUACUCCUUCUGCAGAAUAUCCACCACCAUUCCCUGGCUACAGAUACCCUCCAGCCACCACUACGAGAUGACAGACCCAUGUCCCCAACUACGGGAUUUCACAUUAUCUCCCCACCACCAGCCUUCCAGGACACGAGUGCUGCAAAGUCCACAUUCCAACCUGACCCGAAGGAUACGCAGAAGAGGAUGGUUUUCUCCCGUAGCUUCGAAUGCGAUGCAGCAAAACUCAAAGGCGACUACAAGGAUAGCUACUCGAAGAGCUUCGAAUUUGACUACGAACCCCCCAAGAGUAAUCAUUUAUCCGUAAAUCAGAUCCCGCCGAAGAAUCGUGCCAGUGCUUUUGCCUCCCUCACGGGUAUCUCACCCAAUUACCUAACAGGACGCACACAGAGCUUCAAAGUACAACCCGAACCGGCAGUACAGGGCAAAUACCAGAAACCAACGUAUGCCACAAAGACGGGACUACCGCCAAAAAUGGGAACUCAGGCAAUUGGUGGGGAUAAGAAAAAAUCCACGGCUGUGAGUAGUGUUAGAGCCACACGCGGGGGAGGCUCAACCUUUGCCACAAUGCGAGGAUACAGGAGUCUAACCACGCAGUCGUCAAUUAACAAGAGGCUCAAUUCGUACGAUAGUGGCACGAGAUCUGAUUUCUCCAAUGAUGAGGAGGAUAACGAAACACCAACCCUCCCGCAAUAUCAGCAAAACUACGUUGCCCCCUUCGCGACAAAUAUGGUCACAGACUAUCAGGUGGGCGGCAGAAAUAGGAGUCGCUCGGCAUUUCCAGCCCCAACUGGAGGGACAAGGCUGCACAGAUCAAACACCGUGGAGAGUAGAUCAAUGGCCCCAGCUGUAGAUGAGAGGACAGCAAUAAUGAUAAGGACCCCACAGCAAUUGGCCAGGAGCUAUGAGGCAACGUACUUGGCCAAUAGUAUGCGGGCGGCAAAAAACUACGAAGAAGAUGAUGUAUACGUUUCUAGUCGGAGCUCUAGCUCCAGUGUGGAAGAUGUCGGGGCAUCUACGGAUAUCUACCGACGACAACCUAGUCGGCAGAGUACUGAGUCACGAAUUCGACGCUCGAGAUCCCUCCAGCUGUCCCUGCGGUCACCUAGUCGCGUUCCAAUGACCGUAAGGGCGGCAGCUGGUGCGAGAACGGGAAGGAAUAGCAAGUACCCACCACCAACACCCCAUCCCGUAGCUCUGCUCAAUCAGCAAAGCAACAAUGCACCACAGGCACGUUCAAGAGAAAAGGGUGGUCAGCCAAAGCUGAAGCAAGACACCAAUACACGCUCUCUGGACAUGGAUGGAAAAUCCUUUGGGGGGAGUUUUGACUUUGACCCCAAAGUCACAUCCUUCGAUGAGCGUCACUUUAUCAAUUCCAGCAAUGAACGCAUCUUCGCGGAAUCCAAAUUCACGCCACAGCAGCAGCAGCAACAGCCUUCUGGGCAGAAUCAGCGUGGACAGAGUAGUGGCUCCUAUGGGAGUCGCCUGUAUGAGCAUGAGCUCGUAUAUCAACCGUGGAGACGCAAUCGAUCCCCAAUUAUGGAUUAUGGGCCAAAAACCAAAGUUGCACCCAAGAGAGAUUCAUCCCUACCACCAUACCAUUCACAGACACCAUCAACCAAUACUCGCAGUGAGCAGGACUCCAGUGAGAGCUGCACGGGUGGCCAUCAGCAGCAGUCGCGCAAGGUGAAAUGCCCUGGCGACAAAAGCAAUAGCCUCGACGAUGAGCUUUCCAGCAGACGAUCCGAUAUGUAUAGUUCAUGUAUAGAAAGUAGCAAUAGCGGUGCCGGAAUGAAAGUUAAAAAUGAUUUUCAGAAGAAGUCAGACACACCAAAAGAAACACUCAUAAAAAUACCUUGUAGUAGUAAUGUGAAUAGCCAAAUGAUGACAGACAGCAAGUGUAGUAAUGCGAAAAUUGACCCACCAUCAGCCGCCAGAGACAGCACCGCUGAUGAUGACACGGGGGGAGGAGGUGACCUCCAGGACAGCAGUGCCCUGCUGUCGCCAGCACGUGCCAACUAUCGCAGCAAAUCCCUCCCCAAGUCAUUCAUGCGUGGCAGCCACUUGAAGAAAUCAACUGGAAGUCGACCGACAAAAUUGACAAAUCAAAUGAGAGCCGUAUCCAGCCCACUUGUCACAGAGGAGACCUUCACAUUCGUGACUAAUGAAAGCCAAAUACCUGAAAAUGAGACGCUAACUGUCGCCAGUAGCAACGAGUCAGUCCUGCAGAAAUUCAAGAAGAGCAUCACACAAUUUCGUGGGAAGCACAGCCGAAAGCGCAACAAAUGCGGGGAGUGUGAGGCACAACUAUCGAAGGCAAUGAGCAAAAGUGAGGAGAGUCGUUUGAUGACCAAAACGGAUUCUGAACCAGAAAUCUUCAAGGAGAAUCUCUCUCAAUCAUUCCCCGAUAGUUUGACGUCCCUGCAGGAAGAAGAGGAAAAAGCUCCAAUAUACGCCGAAGCUGUGUUUGCCUUCCAAGCAAGUGAUACGCAAGAGUUAGCCCUACGCAAAGGGGAUCUCAUUGAAGUCUUUGUGUACGACGAUUGCCCCUGGUGGUGGGGGCGUCUCAUGAUACCCGACCCUGUGCCCACAAUGGGAUCCCCUGCAACACGAGACGGUUGGUUUCCACGGGACUUUGUCAAAGUUAUCCCUAGUGUGGCUGUACGAAGUAAGAAAGCCGAGAGUCUUGCUGCAAAUCCACCCCAAGAUCCUCUUGGUGAUACUCGUGCACGCAAUGGUGUGACUGGGGAUAAGCCCUCAAUAUCCAGUCAGGAGUAUCAAAUGAAUUUCCGUGAUAAUGCCAUCCGGGAACUCCUUGAUGCUGAAACAGCCUACGUGAACCUUCUUUCAUCCCUCUGCUAUGGAUUUCUGCACAAACUACGACUCCACACCGAAAUAUUUCCUAUGGAAAGUAUCAAUUGUAUCUUUUCGAACAUUGAGGACAUUCUUCACUUUCAAGAGGCAUUCCUCGAUGCACUCAAAGCAGGAAUUUCCAAUCAUUCUAUUGCCAAAGUGUUCUUAAGCCACCAAGCGGCUUUUUCCGUCUACUCCACCUACUGCAACUCCCAUCCGCGUGGCUUUAUGGAAUUGGAGAAAUAUACAGGGAAUAAAGCAGCAUGUGAAAUUCUAGAAAGAUGCAGAAAGUGCGAAAAACUCCCAGAACUUCCACUCACUGCACAUCUCUUGGCGCCAAUUCAGAGAAUUUGUCGGUAUCCACUUCACUUGAGUGAACUUGUAAAGUACUUCCCGUCCAAUCCAAAUUUCCAGCGUGACGUGAAGAAGAAUGAGGACAUGAUGGACUGCAAGGAAUCAUUUGAAUUGGCACUUGGAACGAUGAAAAAGGUGGCAGAAAUGGUCAAUGAAGAAAAACGCAACAGUGAACACAUGUCGCGCAUUCAGACACAAUUUGAUAACUUCACGGGGCCCCCGCUGCACUUCCACAGUACCCGACUCUUCCUGCAAAUUGACGCCAUUCGUCUAUCGCCAAACUUGUGGAAUAACACAUUCACCCUCUUCCUCUUUGAUCGACAAAUAAUCUACUGUCGCAAGGACUUUAUGAAACGCACCCAUUUUAUCUACAAGGGUCGCAUCUUCCUUGACAACUGCAGCAUCCUCAAUCUACCUGAUGGCAAAAUGUUUGGUGUUACACUAAAAAAUGCCCUGAGAAUCUACUGUGAUACCCGCAACAAAUGGCACGAUUUCUGCUUCCGCAGUGCCGCACACAAGAUUCGCUUCCUCAACACCCUUUCCGUUGAGCGUCAGUACUGUGGCACGAGUUUGUUUGUGUCGGAAUUUGCCGGCACAGCGGAUGAUGACAAUAUCACAGAUGAUGAGAAUUUGGGUGUGAAAAAACCACCUGAUGGUGACAUUAAUCGCACAGAGGUUGUCCCCCCUCUAGGUGGGGGAACAACGUCAAAUGGACAAGCAAAAAAACCCAAACCCGACGUAUCGCACUACGAUGUGCCGAAAAAGGUGAUUCCCAUGGAGGAAGGAGGUGCAAAUCGUCGGCACUUGGGUAGCUGGUUCAGGAAGCCAAAGAGCACAAAUAGUACCCCCUUCCAGAGCCCCACGCAUCGUCCACCACCCGUGGAUGGGUUUGGGAUGCAGAGAAAUUCAAUGGACGGGAGGAGUGCACCAAAAAAUACCGAUCCCUCAGCAAAAGCAUCCUGAGGGUGCGAGAGUACACUCCUCUAGAAGAAGACUUUCCUGUUCCAGCAAUAAAAAAAAUCUUCCUUCUCUCUCUUAAACUAUGUUGUUCAUCUUAUGCUCUCUGUUCUAAAGAAAAACCCUUUAAAUUCCGGGUAUGGUGCUGUGGAAUUGCAGGCAUAGUUAAAUUAUCCUGCCCCUAGAAGGCAUCUCACUGUAGGAAUUUGAUUGUCCAAAAGUCAUUUGGAAAUUUUUACUUUUAGGACAAAAUACAUGCACUAGAUGAUUUGAAAGAAUUUCCAGUAUUUUAAGGGACUUUCAUCAGGCCUCUUUUCUCGGGGAAAAAGGGAUACAAAGUGACUUUGGAAUCUCUUAUACCACACCAAAAUCCCCAUAAAAUCAACCUCUUAAAAAUCUUCACAUUUAUAGACAAGAAUAAAUAAUAUUGAAUUAAUGGAAAAAAAAACGUCAAAUAAUUGAAAAUCAUACGAUUGGUGUCAGCUGUGGGAUCGCAGUAAUUAUGUAAUCCGUAAAAAAAAAGUUAUAAUCCUGCAAUUACAGAGCACAGCCCUAAAAAAAAUUGAUAAAUUGCGAUAAUAAAUUAAUAAUGAAAAAUUGGACAAGAAAUCCAGAAAUUGUGUAAGGAAUGAUCCCUUUCGUUGUAGCGUUAAAUUGUUGAUUGAAAUAUUAAUGAAAAAAAAAACAAUUCACAGACUCUUUCAAAAAGGAUGUAUUGUGUAAAAUAAAAACAAUUGAAAAGUAUUGUAAAGAAUUGAGUUGCUGCAGCAACAGAUACUAUUAUUAAAAAAAAUAUUUAAGACAGUGGUAGACAAAA
Molecule: messenger RNA, 8463 nt
Organism: Lutzomyia longipalpis
Lineage: Eukaryota; Metazoa; Arthropoda; Insecta; Diptera; Psychodidae
Gene: RhoGEF3
Exons: 15
Coding region: 1167-7652 (2161 amino acids)
Cellular component (GO): cytoplasm
Molecular function (GO): protein binding; guanyl-nucleotide exchange factor activity
Source: RefSeq, a predicted model, not a curated record